Molecule: messenger RNA, 3025 nt
Organism: Phyllotreta striolata
Lineage: Eukaryota; Metazoa; Arthropoda; Insecta; Coleoptera; Chrysomelidae
Source: the annotation of a GenBank genome assembly
CGACAGUGUAUUAAUUAUUUACUCAAAAUCUCUCCCAGUAGCCGAAUGAGGUUAUUACUUUAGUUUCCAAUUAUUUACUCGAUAAAAAUUGUGUUCGCCGAUAUUUUGUUGCCGUUUCGUCUGUGCUUUUGAUUGGUUUCAUUUAAAGUUUCCGGAUUGUCCUUUACCUGUGUUAGUUUGAUUUAUUUACAAUUUUUAAUGACAGAUGUAUGACUAAUAGGCGGUGUUCCCGUAUUGAAGUCUGAAAAAUUUACCGUAACUUUGUGACAAAAUGUUAUUGUGAAAGAAUCCUUUAAAAAUUUUACGGAAAUGUCGAAAAACAACCUGAACGGGUCGAGGAGCGUCUCGUCAAAUAGUUUCAAUAGUUUUUUAUCAGAUGGGGAAAUUAUAGAAAGUGGUUUAGAAGAUAUUUCCAUCAGUAACAAACACAACAGACCUUCGUCUACAUCCAAAGCUCAAAAGGCCAAGAGAAUUCGAUUCUAUCACAAUGGUAAUAAAUUCUUUAACGGGGUUGUUAUACCCGUGGCCCCCGAAAGGUACAGAUCAUUCGAUAGCCUAACGAACGAAUUGACUAGCAUCCUCACCAAAAGUGUCACGUUGCCCAAUGGUGUUCGAAACGUUUAUUCCAUGGAUGGUAAAAAGGUAUCGAGCAUCAACGAUUUGGAGGACGGCAAGGAGUACGUGGUGUGCGGCAAAGGGGAGCUCUUCAAGAAAAUCGAAUACACGAAAGCCGACACCCUUCGGCCCAAACGAAAUCCGAACGUCAGGUACCACUCGCAAAGCGCGACGAUGGUGCCCAGGAUCGUCGUGCCCGAUUGCGUCCGGCCCAGAAUCGUGACGGUCAUCAAGAACGGAAUAAAACCCAGAAAGAUUUUAAGACUACUGUUGAACAAGCGCAACUCGCCGAGUUUAGAGCACGUGUUGAGCGUGCUCUCGGAGCAGGCGCAAAUAGCCGUCAGGAAAGUGAUCACGUUAUCGGGACAUUCCGUCAACGAUCUGUCGCAAUUUUUCGAGGACGAUGAGGUUUUCUUCAUUUACGGCAACGAGAAAUCGUCGCCCAACGAUCUCGAAUUGGAGUUCGAAGAGAGCAAAGUUAUACAAUCGUAUAAGAAGAUCACCGUUCACAGAAAUGGAGCCGGUCCGAAGCCCAAGAUGCCCAACAAAGAGAUGAACAGAAACAAAGAAUCCGAAGAGAGUUUGCUAAAGAAAUUGAGCGAAGAUAGUAAUUUAUUGUUGCCUCUACCUCUGAGGAACAAGUUCACUGUAGGAAGGAAAGUUAUAGGAGACGGAAAUUUCGCAGUAGUCAAAAUGUGUAGGGAUAACGUGACGAAUGAAGAUUUCGCGUUGAAAAUAAUAGACAAAUCUAAAUGCCAAGGAAAAGAGGAAAUGAUAGAGAACGAAGUGAAGAUACUCAGGAAAGUUAGUCAUCCGAAUAUCAUGUCGUUGAUAGCCGAUGCAGAUACCAAACCCGUUCUAUUUUUAGUUUGCGAAUACGUUUCAGGCGGUGAUUUGUUCGACCAAAUAACAGUAGCUCAAAAAUACUCCGAGGAGCAAGCGGCCUUAAUGAUAAAUCACCUAGUCUCAGCCUUAGCCUAUUUACACAACAUGAACAUCGUCCACAGAGACGUGAAGCCUGAAAAUUUAUUAGUAGAAUUGGAGGAUAACAAGAUAAAGUUGUUGAAAUUGGGAGAUUUCGGUUUGGCCUGCGAGGUCAAGUCGCCUUUGUACACCGUUUGCGGUACGCCCACCUACGUAGCUCCAGAAAUUCUCGCCGAAACGGGAUACGCCCUUAAGAUCGACGUUUGGGCAGCAGGAGUAAUCCUUUACAUUCUCCUCUGCGGUUAUCCGCCGUUUGUGAGCCAGGACAACGAUCAGGAGCGACUGUUCGAUUGCAUCCUGUCGGGCCAGUACGAGUUUCCCGAGGAGUACUGGCAGGACGUGUCGUCGUCGGCGAAGGAACUCAUCCAGAACAUGCUGCAAUUGGAUCCGAACGUGAGAUUUUCCGCGGAGGACGUCUUGGACCAUCCGUGGGUGCAGUCGUGCACCAGCUAGGAUAAUCAUUUCAUUUUGAAUCGCGUAUUUUGCUUGUUUAUUUUGACGUUGUUAGGGUGAAAUGGGUGGAAAGACUAAGAUGGCGCCGCGGAAAAGGGGUGGUCGUGAUCGAAAUAAAGUUUACAAACAGUAAGGGAGUAUUACUCGUAGUUUUUGGGAAGUUAUUUUGGGAGAUUUUUCUCUCGUAUUUCGAGUUGUUUUGGGGUGGACGUUUGAGAUGGGAAUCAUAUCAAUCUGGUUUUGAAAUUAACAUGGCUUUUAUAAGACUGUAUAUUCGUUUUUGUCGCUAAAUUAGCACGUACUUAAAGGAAGCAAUAAUUUAUCGAAAUUAUUCGAUUUAUUUAUAUUUUAUAUUGUUUAGGAAAAUAACAACCUGGCGUUUUUUUUGUCAGAUGGUAAAAGAAUAAAACUAGCAAUUAAUAAAACCAGUAAAAUCAAAAUGCAAUUAAAAUUAAUAUUAGUGAUUUUGCUAAUAUAACGAAUUGUGGAUGUAAAUAGAAGCCUUAUUUGUCACGGUUUAAUUCAACAUUAUUAUAAUUAUCUUGCAUUUUUUUGAAUAUUUGCAUUUGCCUGUUCUCUUUAAUGGCUUUUAAAGUUCUAUAUGUACAGAUUAAUUUUAGGAACAUUCUCAUUGUAGUACAAAUUUUUUAAAUUGAAGCUGUACUUGUUUGAUUUUUAAUCCACAUUUUAAUUGAACGCGGGCCUAAAAUAAACUCAUAAUAAACAAUAAUUACCGACAGUAUAAAAUAUGGGAUAUUAUGGAGCAGUCCUAUGUUUAACCUUAUUCAAACAUUGUUUCAUAUGUAUAAUUCAUGUAGAAAUUAUUAUUUAUUCUUAUUUAAUUAUUUAACGCAUACAUUCAAUGUAGUUUUGUUUUUUGUUAUAUUUUAUUUUUUUUAUAACAUAAAUAGCCUAAUUGCCUGUAAAGUUCGACUAGAAUCGUCUAGAAUGUAAAUACAUUAUUUGAGUAGUA